AUGAAUCAACUGGGAAAUCCGGCAAGAUGGCCAUUGCCAUUCUCCAAAGGCCGGUCGGGGGCGGCAACGGGACAAGACGCCGCCGCAAUUGAGUUCUCACGGGCGUCGCCAAGGGAGGCUCAACAAGCCCUGGGGGGAAAGAUGCCCGCACGGGCCGGAACAAAAACGUCGAUGGAGAAGGGCAGGGAGGGGGGAGAUGGGGAGGUGAGGCCAGCCUGGACCAGGGUGCAGGGGACCCGGCAAGGUGGUGUGGGGAGACCAGGCGACAGCUCGCUCGCGUGCAUGUACGCCAGUGGCUGA
Molecule: messenger RNA, 300 nt
Organism: Purpureocillium lilacinum
Lineage: Eukaryota; Fungi; Ascomycota; Sordariomycetes; Hypocreales; Ophiocordycipitaceae
Source: RefSeq, a predicted model, not a curated record